Messenger RNA from Pogona vitticeps (central bearded dragon), 4030 nucleotides. It is a transcript of the gene ATP6V0A2, whose product is annotated as ATPase H+ transporting V0 subunit a2. Gene Ontology annotation, biological process: vacuolar acidification; proton transmembrane transport. The record is from RefSeq and is a predicted model, not a curated record. Gene Ontology annotation, cellular component: plasma membrane; vacuolar proton-transporting V-type ATPase complex; vacuolar proton-transporting V-type ATPase, V0 domain. Lineage: Eukaryota; Metazoa; Chordata; Lepidosauria; Squamata; Agamidae. Gene Ontology annotation, molecular function: ATPase binding; proton-transporting ATPase activity, rotational mechanism.
CGGCGGACCCAUGGCCUUUCCCUAAGCAGGGGCGGAAGCAGAGCCGAGGGGACUCGCUCCCGCCCUUCCGCCAACUCGAAGGCUCCCGAGGAGAAACCGGAAGCGGCUGGACCUUGGGGAGGCGGAGAGGGGGGGUCUCCUCCGUCCCUAUGGCCUCGGGCCGGGCCGAACCCUCCAGCCCUCGGAAUCAGCGUGGCCGAGGAACUGGGACGCCGCCUCCUCCGCCGCGACCCUAGAGACGCCGGGGGCUGGCUUCCUUCCCUUCCUUCCCUCCCCGGCCAUGGGGUCCCCGUUCCGGAGCGAGACGAUGUGCCUGGCCCAGCUCUUCCUGCAGGCCGGCUCGGCCUACGAGUGCCUCAGCGCCUUGGGCGAGCGGGGCCUGGCCCACUUCCGAGACCUCAACCCAAGCACCAGUGUGUUUCAGAGAAAAUACGUGAACGAAGUGAAGAAAUGCGAAGAGAUGGAAAGGAUCUUAGGGUACCUGGUGCAGGAAAUCAAGAGAGCAGACAUUCCUCUUCCAGAAGGAAAUGUUAUCCCUGCUGCUCCCCCACUUAAACAGAUGUUGGAAAUCCAGGAGCAGUUGCAGAAGCUCGAAGUGGAGCUGAGAGAAGUGACGAAAAACAAGGAGAAGCUGAGGAGGAACCUCCUGGAGCUGACAGAGUACACCCACAUGCUGCGGAUCACUCGGUCCUUCGUCAGGAGAACCGCUGAGUAUGAGUCCUCUGUGCAGGCUAAUUAUGAAGAAUUCCCUGCUUUAGAAAUCGAGCCUUUGGUGGACUACAGCUGCAUGCACAGGCUUGGUGCCAAACUAGGAUUCAUCUCUGGCUUAGUUCACCGAGCAAAAAUCGAAGCUUUUGAGAGAAUGUUGUGGCGGGUCUGCAAAGGGUAUACAAUUGUUUCUUACUCAGAAGUAGAGGAGUGUCUGGAAGACCCAGAUACGGGAGAACCUGCGAAGUGGUUUGUUUUCUUAAUCUCCUAUUGGGGUGAACAGAUUGGCCAGAAGGUUAAGAAGAUCUGCGACUGCUACCAUUGCCAUAUGUACCCUUAUCCCAGCACUCUGGAGGAGCACAGGAUGGUGAUGGAGGGACUCCAGAUUCGCAUUCAGGAUCUCCACGUUGUGCUGCACAAAACGGAGGAUUAUUUACGUCAAGUUCUGUGCAAAGCUUCUGAGUCGAUCUACACCUGGCACGUCCAGGUGAAGAAAAUGAAAGCCAUCUACCACGUGCUGAACCUCUGCAGUUUCGACGUCACGAACAAAUGCUUGAUCGCUGAAGUCUGGUGUCCGGUGUCCGACCUGCUGAACAUGCGCCGAGCCCUGGAGGAGGGCUCCAGAGAAAGUGGGGCUUCUGUUCCUUCAUUCAUGAACACGAUCCCGACGAAAGAAACCCCUCCAACUUUGAUACGGACCAAUAAAUUCACCUCUGGAUUCCAGAACAUAGUGGAUGCUUACGGAAUUGGAAACUACCAGGAAAUAAAUCCAGCUCUCUUCACCAUCAUCACCUUCCCCUUCUUAUUUGCUGUGAUGUUUGGAGAUUGCGGGCAUGGAUUCUUAAUGUUCCUCUUUGCUUUCUGCAUGGUCGUGUUUGAGAAGCACCCCAAACUGCAGCGAUCGCAAGAUGAGAUCAUGAAGAUGUUUUUUCAAGGACGAUACAUCAUUUUGCUAAUGGGACUGUUUUCUGUGUAUACGGGUCUGAUCUACAAUGACUGUUUUUCAAAGUCCUUGAUUAUAUUUGGCUCCCGUUGGAACGUCACCCCGAUGUUCAAAGAGGAGUGGCGUGACGAGGAUUUGAAUAAUCAGCACCUAACUCUGAAUCCAAACGUGACAGGCGUGUUUCAAGGAGCUUACCCCUUUGGCAUCGAUCCGAUUUGGAACCUAGCCGGCAAUCGCCUCAGUUUCUUAAAUUCCUUCAAAAUGAAAAUGUCUGUAAUUAUUGGAGUGGUCCACAUGGUGUUUGGAGUUGUCCUAGGGGGAUUUAACCACUGGCAUUUUAAGAAGAAAUACAAUAUUUAUUUCGUGUUCAUCCCUCAACUUCUGUUUAUUCUGUCCAUCUUUGGAUAUCUUGUAUUUAUGAUCGUCUAUAAAUGGCUGGCUUUCAGUGUCGAAAACUCCAGGUCGGCUCCCAGCAUUCUAAUUCAGUUCAUCAACAUGUUCAUGUUUUCUGGGAAAACAGAUAACUUCCUUUUCUCUGGACAGAUUAUUGUACAGAGAAUUCUGAUGACUGUGGCCGCGCUUUCCGUUCCUGUGUUGCUUUUUGGAAAACCACUGUAUUUAUACUGGUUGAACAGCGGUGGCCGAGGCAUUGCGGCGUACCGAAAAGGUUACCGGCUAGUAAGAAAAGAAAGUGACGAGGAGAUUGCUUUGUUAAUAACUCACGAUACGGAAGACGGAGGCAGCUCUUUGGAUACCAGACAUAAAGACGAGGAUAAAGAAGUGUUUAAUUUUCUAGAUGUAUUCAUGGAUCAAGCUAUUCACACCAUUGAAUACUGCCUGGGAUGCAUCUCUAACACGGCGUCAUACUUGAGGCUUUGGGCACUCAGCUUGGCCCAUGCACAGUUAUCGGAAGUGCUAUGGGCUAUGAUCAUGAGAGUGGGCCUUCGUGUGGACGCCACAUAUGGGAUCCUGCUGCUGGUUCCAGUUUCAGCCUUAUUUAUGGUUUUAACAAUAUUCAUUCUUUUACUCAUGGAAGGUCUUUCAGCUUUUCUGCACGCUAUACGACUUCACUGGGUAGAGUUUCAAAACAAAUUCUAUGCGGGCGAAGGAUACAAGUUCACACCUUUCUCCUUUCAAGAAAUUUCCUUAUAUUUUAAUAGAGACCUUGCAUGAUUUGGCUGCUGUUUCUGGACUUGUUUGAAAAUAAUCAUGCUCUUAGGUAUCAUCUUUGUACACCUCCCUGGAGAAAAGAACAUCACUAAUUGCCUUAUAAUGUGGCGAAAAUUAUUUUGUAAUAUAUGACCUCGUAGUUGGGACUUUGCAAAUGUGGGACCUCUUAUAAACGGGCAUAACAAAUGUGCGUUUUCCUUUCCUGAGCACAUAUAUCUGAUUCUGAACAUCAGAUUACUCCUUUUAAAAAUGCUGUAGUUGCUUUAAAGAACUAUUUGUUUGCUUUAAGAAAUCCUUGAAGCAUGAUCCUUAUGUAUAUGUACCUGGGAGUAGCCCCAUUGAAUGGAGAGGGACUGUGAGGAGUUUUUUAAAAAUGCAUAGGAUUGCACUGUGUAUCUCCUUGGACGUUGCCACUAAUAUUUCCAUAUCUAUGGGUAAUUUCAGAGCGGAAGAAAAUCUGAUAGUAACCAAGAAUGCUGUUGAACUUUCAGUAUUCAUAGGGAACUGUUAAGACUUGAUACGUAGUCUUAAUAGGUGCUAAGAUUUUCUUUUAAAUCCUCCAUUUGGGACAAGAGGUCUGCCAAUGUUUCCAUUGCAUAUUGUAAAUUUUUUUUAGGAGAAGGGCCACAAAACCACUCUGGAUUUCAGGUUUACUGAAGAAUUUGGAAGCAUUUAGUUCUGGUUCAUUGUGGGAGAUGUCUAUUUGCAGCAAGAUACAGGAGCACUCCUUAAAUGUUUUCCCAGGAUUACUACCUGAGAAGACUUUCCUUCCGAAAGUCUUAAGUAUUCGAACUGCUCUUCCAAGAGUGUUCAUGUAUUUGCACAACCAAAAAGUUUUCUCUGAAAACAAAGUAUGCUCUUACGUUUUUUCAGUACGGGAAUGUGAAGAUAUUUUGGCUUUACUGAGCAAACUUCCUGGUUAUCUUUGACACUAGUACAUACUCCUUUUUUUAUGUAGCAUUCCACGGCUUGGAAGUUUAAAACUUGCACGAUCAGGUAACAGCUUCAUUUGGACACAGAAGCCAGUUUGGUAUUGAACAUGUUUUGUUUAUGCUCUGUGAAGAUAAGUAGCUUUUAAAGGAUUUUUUUUAAAAAAAAUACUCAAACAGAACGGGGAUAUCAAUACCUUAAAUAAUUUUAUAAGUCCCAGAAUAAAUCUAAUCUUGUUACUUUCCUACUCAAAUAAAAGCUAAUUGCUCAUUUUGAGGA